Messenger RNA from Hibiscus syriacus, 2199 nucleotides. Its product is annotated as protein EMSY-LIKE 3-like. Gene Ontology annotation, cellular component: nucleus. Gene Ontology annotation, biological process: defense response to fungus. The record is from RefSeq and is a predicted model, not a curated record. NCBI's taxonomy places the organism in Eukaryota, Viridiplantae, Streptophyta, Magnoliopsida, Malvales, Malvaceae. Bases 499 to 1866 code for a protein of 455 amino acids. The transcript has 11 exons.
CUCUCUCUAAAUCUCUCUCGCAAUCCAAACUAAAUUUCGUCAAACAAAAAUUCACUCUCUAAACCCUAGUCUCAUCCCUAAUUUUCAUCACCAAAUCUAUCCUUAAUUCCUUGAAAUCCCAAUAGUUUCUCAAAUUUAGGCAGAAUUUCAGAUCUCGUAUCAGAAUUGAGUCCCAAAGGGAACGUGUUCGGCAAACGUAUCAACUUUUUGGGAGCUUAUUUGAUUCAAAUAUUCUUUUUGCUUGGGAUUCGAAGGAAUUAUCCGGGAAAGUUUCGUCUUUUACAGCGUCGGAGCUUCUCGGAGUUUAGCUUUCAAAAGAGAUUCAUCGAAUUUUAUAGCUCUCGAAGCUUAUUUGAAGUGAAUUUUGGGUGAAAUGUUUUGCUUUCCCUUUCUCUGAAUUGGAGGGCUUUGGAAAGGAAAGUAGCUCGAUUGUGGUUCUUCUAUUGGAUCAAAGUGUUUUCACAGCAUUAGUGAAAGUUGAAAUUUGAAGGAGCUGUCAUGGACUAUGCGCUUUCUGAUAGCAGCGGAACAGAUGAUGACCUCCCUCCUUCACAUCAAAAUAGGUUUCAAAGAGGGGGUCGCUCUGCUGCUGGAAAUGGAAGAUCAGCAGCUGCUGGAAAUGGAAGAUCAGCAGUUGCAGGUUCUGCACAUUUGCCUCGAAUGCAUGGUGACAUGGAAACACAAAUCCAUCUCAUUGAGCAGGAAGCAUACUGUUCGGUUUUAACGGCCUUUAAAGCUCAAUCAGAUGCUUUAACUUGGGAGAAGGAAAGUUUAAUUACUGAACUCAGAAAGGAGUUGAGAGUAUCUGACGAGGAACAUAGGGAGCUUCUAUUGAGGGUUAAUGCCAAUGACAUGAUUCGUAGGAUAAGGGAAUGGAGAACGAUGAGUGGGCUCCAGCCUGGAAUGCUCAGUACCAGUAAACCUAUUCAUGACCCUUUACCUAGUCCAAGUGUAUCAGGAUCGCGCAAGAAGCAAAAAACGUCACAGUCUGUAGCUUCAUUAUCUAUGGGUGGACCUUCUCCUGCAUUGCAUCCAUCUAUGCAACCAUCUUCAUCGGCCAUGAGACGUGGUCCUCCCCCAGGAGCAAAGAACAAGAAGUCAAAAUCAUCGACACAGUACCCUUCCACUGGUCUUCCUGGAAGGCCCCAGGCUCCAAAUCGUUCUUCUUCAGGAGCUUUUGCAACAAAUGAAACUGCUGAAGCAGCACCAUAUGAUCCGCUAAUUGGAAGGAAAGUUUGGACCAGGUGGCCUGAAGAUAACCAUUUCUAUGAGGCUGUUAUAACAGACUAUAACCGAGUUGAGGGGCUGCAUGCUUUGGUUUAUGAUAUUAAUACGGCAAAUGAAACCUGGGAAUGGGUCAAUCUCAAAGAGAUAUCUCCUGAAGAUAUUAGAUGGGAAGGUGAAGAUCCUGGAAUAACUCGUAGAGGCGGUCGUCCAGGACCAGGCCAAGGAGCUAAGAAGUCCACGGCUCGUGGUGGUGGGGUAGCUGGAGCAGGAAGAAGUAGGGGGAAUUCAAAGGGUGCCAAAAAAGAUUUUCCUUCUAAGCAAAAUGGCGUUGGGAAAAAGGCUCUGGGUGAUAUUGAGAUACUUCAUACAGAUACUCUAAUUAAGGAGGUGGAAAAAGUUUUUGGUGCAAGCCAUCCUGAUCCUAUAGAGAUUGAGAAAGCAAAGAAAGUGCUGAAAGAGCAUGAACAAGCCCUAGUUAAUGCAAUUGCGAGGCUUGAAGAUGCAUCUGACAAUGACAGUGAUGGAGAGCACCGAUUCUCUCAAGGGCAAUCAAUGGAUCAAGAAAGAGCAUGGAAAAAACAGCAGUAUGAUGAGAUGGGUGAAGGUAGGAUGAACGAAGGGUCUGAUGGCAAUAAAUGACCGACCAACGAGCGAUACUCAGCAAAGCAAGAUUGGUUGGUCAACGACCUGGGAUUUUAACCACAGCUUUUGUAUAUCCAGUAGCAGUAGCAACAGCAGCAGCAGCACCAGCAUUGCCCACUUUCAGUGCUUGUAUCCUAUUUAAUCCCUUUGACCUUCUACAAGGUAAAGUAAAUGACUUAACUUUUUAGUUAUCUGGCUCGCUGGAUUUAGCUUUAUUGUAACUUUAAUUUAAAAUCUAAGGUAGGAAAAUGCUUGUAUUAUGAAUCUUUUAGAUGCUAGUUCCCAUAUAUCUGACCAUUUAGAAGUUUAUAAAUAUGUAUUUUGUUAUCA